AUGGAUAUGGCAAGAUGUCUCGAGACUCACCUCGCCUACAAGGUCUGGAUUGCCUUCCUUAGAGGCGAAUUCGCUGUUGUCGUGAACACCCUCUUCGCGCCCGGGACCCACGUUUCAUCACGAACGGCCACGGAGAGUCAAUACCGGAAGAUACUCCACUGGCUAGAGGAUACAGACUCGAGGCGAGUGCCCAUCUCCACGCCCCCGCACCCUCGUUUCGUGGUGGUGGCUCAGAAAUAUGUCGAUUUACCGGCAGCGUGGGGAGAGCUCGCGGGCGGAGGGUCUGGGCAAGACAAGAGACUGUCGCCUACGGGCUCGCUUGUUCUUCGUGGUUCGAUGAUCAAAGAAGUACAGAUAUCCCUUGUUUGGUUGGUUGUCCACUAA
Molecule: messenger RNA, 384 nt
Organism: Clonostachys byssicola
Lineage: Eukaryota; Fungi; Ascomycota; Sordariomycetes; Hypocreales; Bionectriaceae
Source: the annotation of a GenBank genome assembly